CCCCGUUAUUUCUGGAAGCUGGUGGGGAAGAGGGCUCUCCAUCACCCAGCGCCCGGCGCGGGGGCUCCCCACGGCCGCUGCCCGAGUGAGGGAGGCGCGGCCCCGCUCCCGGCCAGCGCCCGAUGGAGGGGGGAGCCCCUCUGGCGCUCGGAGCCGGGGCACAGCACGGUCUCCCUCGCCUCGGGAGGCUGUGAGGGUCGCGCUCCCCCGGGGGCCCCCCGCCGCCUCCAUCCCCGAGGAAUCCUGGGCGGAGGGCGGGCUCGGCUCCCCCCUUCUCCCUCCCUCCCUGCCGGGGGUUUGCUCUGGGACGCGGCGGCAGCGCCGUGCUCGGCUCCGGGACGGCGGGCAGGGGUCAAGGGCAGCAGGCGGGGGGCGAUGCCGGCGCCGGGGCAGCGCCGAGGGUCCGGCUGAGCCCCGGGCACCCCCCGAGCCCUCAUGGCAGGGCCGGCGCCUCAGCGCAGCCUCCCCGCGGCAGCGGCCGCCGCGCUCCUGCUCCUGCCCAUAGUUCUCCACUGUGAAUCCUCUGUGAACCUGCCCUUGUCUGUGCUGCUGGAAAAGUACUGCGAAGCUUUGUCAGCCCGCACCAAUGUCACAGGUCCGUACUGCAAUGCCACCACGGACCAGAUCGGGACCUGCUGGCCCAGAACCUCUGCGGGGGAACUCGUGGAGAGACCCUGCCCCGAGUUCUUCAAUGGGAUCAAGUACAACACCACGAGAAAUGCCUACAGAGAAUGCCUGGGCAAUGGGACAUGGGCUUCCAAGAUAAACUACUCUCAGUGCGAGCCUAUUCUGGAUGACAAGAGGAAGUAUGCGCUCCAUUACAAGAUUGCUCUCAUCAUAAACUACCUGGGCCACUGCAUUUCAGUAGGGGCCCUCAUAGUUGCCUUCAUGCUUUUCUUGUGCUUGAGGAGUAUCAGAUGCCUGCGGAAUAUUAUCCACUGGAACUUGAUCACCACGUUCAUCCUGAGGAAUGUGAUGUGGUUUCUGCUUCAAAUGAUAGAUCACAACAUCCACGAGAGCAAUGAGCCCUGGUGUCGAUGUAUUACCACUGUCUACAAUUAUUUUGUGGUGACCAACUUCUUCUGGAUGUUUGUGGAAGGCUGCUACUUACACACUGCUAUAGUGAUGACCUACUCCACUGAUAAGCUGAGGAAAUGGGUCUUUCUCUUCAUAGGAUGGUGUAUUCCCUGCCCAAUCAUCAUUGCCUGGGCCAUUGGAAAGCUGUAUUAUGAAAAUGAGCAGUGCUGGUUUGGAAAAGAGCCAGGGAAAUAUAUUGACUACAUCUACCAAGGGCCAGUGAUUCUUGUUCUCCUGAUAAAUUUUGUAUUUCUAUUUAACAUAGUUAGGAUUUUAAUGACAAAGCUGAGAGCUUCAACCACUUCAGAAACAAUCCAGUACAGGAAGGCAGUCAAGGCCACCUUGGUUCUCCUGCCCCUGCUUGGCAUCACCUACAUGCUUUUCUUUGUCAACCCCGGCGAGGAUGACAUUUCCCAGAUUGUUUUCAUCUAUUUCAAUUCCUUCCUUCAGUCUUUUCAGGGUUUCUUUGUGUCAGUAUUUUACUGCUUCUUGAAUGGUGAGGUCCGUUCUGCUGCCAGGAAGAGGUGGCACCGCUGGCAGGACCACCACUCCCUGCGGGUGCGUGUGGCACGGGCCAUGUCCAUCCCCACGUCCCCCACAAGGAUCAGCUUCCACAGCAUCAAACAGACCGCGGCCGUGUGACCGCCCCACGGACACCACCACCACCACCCCGUGGCCUUCAGAGCUCUCCUGGCUUCACUCCCACCCCACAGCCCCUUCCUGCAAGCUCUCCUCCUCUGGCCUCACUGAUCUCUUUCCAGUGGAGGGCCCCAUCCUGUUUCUCAUCUCCCACGUCCGUGAUGCUGCUUGGAGGCGACCAGGAAAAAGCCUCUUGGAGCUGGUGGUGGUAAAGCAAAGAAGGAACAGGUUCAACCCUGACUGCAUCCUGUGGAAGUUCACAGUGCAAA
Passer domesticus (house sparrow) is the source of this 1985-nucleotide messenger RNA. It is a transcript of the gene CRHR2, whose product is annotated as corticotropin releasing hormone receptor 2. NCBI's taxonomy places the organism in Eukaryota, Metazoa, Chordata, Aves, Passeriformes, Passeridae. The transcript is spliced from 13 exons. Bases 436 to 1719 code for a protein of 427 amino acids. Gene Ontology annotation, biological process: adenylate cyclase-modulating G protein-coupled receptor signaling pathway; cell surface receptor signaling pathway; long-term synaptic potentiation. The record is from RefSeq and is a predicted model, not a curated record. Gene Ontology annotation, cellular component: plasma membrane; axon terminus; dendrite. Gene Ontology annotation, molecular function: corticotropin-releasing hormone receptor activity; corticotrophin-releasing factor receptor activity; G protein-coupled peptide receptor activity.